Molecule: messenger RNA, 320 nt
Organism: Prorocentrum cordatum
Lineage: Eukaryota; Dinophyceae; Prorocentrales; Prorocentraceae
Source: the annotation of a GenBank genome assembly
UGGCCGUCCCGCGCGCCGCCUGCGGGCGGCGCCGCUGCGCCCGCGGGCUUCGGGAGGCGCUGGGCGCCCUGUGCGCGGCGUGCAUCGCUGGCGCGCGCUCCCCGGCCCCUGGCUGGCUGCUGCGGCCGUGGUCCCCCGGCGGGGCGCCGGGGCCGUGGCGGGCGCGGUCCACGGCGCCGAACCGGCACUUGUGGUCAUGGCGCCAGCAUCGCAGAGCGGAUUUCGCUCGAUCGGAGAACCAUGGGGCCCGGAUUGUCGCGGAGAGUUUCGUGCCGGACUUCGAUGUGAGUCUCGCGCGGAUUUUGUUUGGCCAGGGGUGA